GCGGAUGUAAAUUGCUUGCUCAGUUGCUCCAAUGAUGCCCUUAUUUUGUCUAACAUGCAAAGUUUCUAUGGAAUUAGGUUGGUGACAGUAAGAUUUUUGAGGAAUGACACAUAAGCAAUAGUUUGUUGUUCUGGUUUGUGGUUUCUACUCUAAGUGGAAGAAACCACAUCACCUGCACUAUGCAGUUUGUGCAAAAGGGUUAUGACCAUGAGCUUUUGUCCCAUUGAAUUGUUUAUUGUUUGCAAGCCUUAGUGUCUGAAACAAAUUUGUGGUUGCUAUUGAUUGGUACAGACAUCACUAUGAGGCAGACUGAUUUGUGUGCCUGCCUUAGUGGAUCGAUCUUGUUGAGGCUCCUUUGGCACCCUUAAUGAUGCACUGCAACUACAAGUCCUUAUUGCUGAAUACAGCAAUGGUAGCAUCUUUAAUCAAGUCCUUAUUGCCGUUAGAAUGAUACUCAUGUUGGCUUCUACUUGUGCAUAAUGCUUGAGUUAGUAUGACUGUUUUAUGUAAGAUUUCGGUGCAGGUUGGUUCAUGCGAACGAAUACUUUCCAAAAAUUUCCCCACCUUUUGUUUGUGUUUUAUCUGUCUGUAACCUCAUUAUUGAUCUUGCCAUCAGUGCUGAAGCAUAUAAUCAUGCAGACCAUUUUCCUUUUGCACUUUUCCAGUCAAUGAUGGUUUUAGUGGUGUCCCUUCUGUCAAGAACCAGUUGAUCCCAAUAACUCGAGUUAUUGGGAUUAACGGGUUCUUGACAUGGUAUCAGAGCCUUCUGUGACCGAGAGGUCUUGUGUUCGAUUCCCAAUGACCCUCAUUUGUUAAGCACAUGGUAUUCUUGUCUUCAGACAUGUGCAAACUUCCAGCCCUUGUGAGUGGCUUUCGUUUGAGGGGGCGUGUUAGUGUUGUGGUAUAUGAUCCACGAUUGAACCUCUCCCAACAACUCGAGUUAUUGGGAUUAACUGGUUCUUGACACCUUCAGAUUAGGAGAAACAAGAAUUAUUUCAAAAGAUGUAACAGAGGCAAUCUCUGUCUAUUAGCAUUCUUCAUGAAAUGUAAUGGUGAAAAAGUAGUGAUAGUGUUUUUUUUCCUGUGAGCUGCCAAUUUUUGUGCAAAUAGGCUCCAGGAGACUUCCACUAGUGAAGGAUAUUUUCUGCAAUAAAGAAAGGAACCACCUGGUCUUUUGUGAUGUUGAAAUUCGGUCUCUAAAGCUAUAUCCCCUAGAAUUGGUUUCUUAUUCUCCUUGCAUGUCACAGUGAUGAUGCUUGACCUGACUUGAAUGCCACAUAUUGUCAUUAGUGCCCUUUCUUGCCAUUCUUUUCGUUGUAUGGCUGUCUAUUGCUUCAUCUAAUUUGCAAUCAAGUUGUCCUUAAGAGCAUUUGGGUUGAUGGUAAUUUUGAUUGAAGUAGUUUGUUGCUCAAGCUGUUUAGCCUUCUUUAGUAGAGCAAGUUCCAGACAUGCAGGAUUUCUGUUCCCAGCCAGAUGGGAAUAUGUUCCUGACACAAGAAUAACCACCAGGUACAACUGAUCUUCUACUGGUUCUUGAAGAAUCAGAAUCUUAAAGAAGAAAGUAUGAUGGACCACACAGUUCCUUAAUUGUAAGCGACAUGUUAAUCAAUCAAUCCCCUUCUCUACCAGCUGACAGUAGCAUAACCUGAUCGACCCUUAUCAAUGUUAUCAGUUCUAGUUUUUUAUUCUCCCCCCAAUAUCUCUUUGCUUGCAGGAGAAGCCAGAAGGUGAUAAGACGAAAUCUCAAGUUGUAGAUGACAAGACGAAAAAGCUUCACGUGCGAACCAGAAUGUUUCCUGGUUAGUCUCUAACAAUCUGAGGCAUAUUGGAAUGCCCAGGUUUCUUUUGAAAUGCUAGGGUUAUUUUCUGCUACCAUUUCGAGAUUCCUAAGGUCUAAGAUGAAGUUUCCCCCCAUUUCUCUGUGGUCUCCAACUCGUUUCAUUAAAAUGCUUGCUUGAAUGGAAACUUUCACGUGUCCUUAUCAUGUUUAUGUUGGUGCUCUCACUAUGCACUAACGACAUCAUGAUAAAAUUUCUUCAAUUCCUGAAGAGUGCUCAGACACUUAUCAUUACAGAAUAUGGUUUUAAUUUGGAUCACUAACAGAAGCUAAUAAAGGAGAAAUAAAAAGAAACCAUAUAUCUUGGAUUAGGAGAGGUCCCCUUAUGGCCUUUGUUAAAGACAAAAUGGAUGCUAGUCUAAGUAGCAUUAAAGGAAUUAGUUGUGAUUUUGGUGGUUUGGGAUAGGAUAUGUUGGCGAAGGACCUGAAAUAGAAUAAUACCCAAGUUUUAGUUUUGUGGGUUAGGUGAGGGAUCAGAAAGCUUCACAUGAAUUUAUUGGAUUUUCUAGCUUGAGAUAGGUUGUGGUAGAUGGAUGCUGUCUCCCCUAACCUUCUAGUUUAACUGGAUUCUGGCUCCCGAAAAUGUCCCGGCCGAAACAUGGCUUUCAAAUUAAGUUUUGAAUUAGUGGAAGUGUUUGUGCCUGUCAAACAAAAGAUUUGUAGUCUUGUGGUACUCGGCUCAGAUCUAUUCCACUUCUGUGGUGGCCAUGUGCGACAGAUGUUAUUAUGUCUUAAAUGGUGUUUACUUGAUUAUGAAUAGGUUGUGGCUUAACAAGUUUGUGGGUGUUUAGUGAUCUUGAUCGCAUCAACCCAAAAGAUGUUUGUCUUUUGUUUCAUGUCAUUCCUCUUCCUUUUUGCCUUUUGGUACUGCCAAUAGUAGUUGUGUGCUUUAUCAUUAGUUGUAGCUACUCAGCUAAUUGCACCUUUGCUCAGUACUUGCAAUACAACAGUAAAGACAAAUCUUCAUUCUCUGUGUAAAGUUUUAACUGGUUUGGAUGGGGACACAGAUUCAAAGCUGCACCUUUGCUUUUUCUCUUCUAUGUCGCGGGUUCAUGUGGCCUCAACAACUGAAUUCCUUGUUUUAUUUCUAAUACAUGAGUUCAAAAAUUUGUAGGGCUCAUUCACAAUGAUUAAUUACAUACUUUCAUAACUUGUUUCACUAGGAGAUCUUCACAAUUUCUCAUACAAACUCAUGCUGAACCAGAGCAGAAGACAUACUACUUGUUGGAUGAUUUAACCUUCCCAUUGGCCCUGGCCGCCAUUUCCCUUUUUAUUCUUUUGAAAAUUAUGGGAGAAUAUUGUCUUUAUUUUUUUUUUUUCUGUUCCUUUUGUCUGUAUGUUGUUGUGUUUUUGUCAUCAAACUAACUGAAAGUCCAACAAUAGGCCUACAAGUCAACAGACCAAGCAAGCAGCCAUUCCAUUUCUUCAGGUUGGUUGGGGGGUUCACACACACCAUAUAUCCCAGAAAACUCAAUCCACCUAGCUUCUCAUUCUGGUUUUUCUCUAAGAAAGCACAGAGCACAGGGGAAAGAAACCGGGCAAUGGGUCGUGGGAGCCGGUGUAAAGCAGGCAAAGGCAGUAGCACUAGCUCUGCCUCUCAAGAAGUUAGCAGCCGUGAAUGGGAGGUGGUGACAAUGAAUGAACAAGAAGAAGAUCUCAUCUCCAGAAUGUACCGGCUCGUGGGUCAAAGGUGGGAUUUGAUUGCUGGACGAAUUCCUGGGCGAACGCCUGAGGAAAUUGAGAGGUUUUGGAUCAUGAAAAGCCGUGGAUGUUCUUCUGCAGAGAGAGAAGCGUUUAAUACAACCAUGAAAGAGUGAAAGCUUAACAGCAGGCUCAUUGGAAAGUGUAGUUCCAUGGCUUCCUAGUUUUAGCUUCUUGGUUUCCCUCUCAAUGUUUACUGGGUUUUUUGAGAACCCUGUUGAGCAUUUUAUGGCUAAUGAUUCAAAUUCACAUGCGGCCACUGUAAUACUGUCAACACAAAUAUGAUCGUUUUAUUAAUUAAUCGCGCAGACAUUGCAGAACAUAACAAAACUUGUAUAUACUC
Molecule: messenger RNA, 3881 nt
Organism: Linum trigynum
Lineage: Eukaryota; Viridiplantae; Streptophyta; Magnoliopsida; Malpighiales; Linaceae
Source: the annotation of a GenBank genome assembly